This is a messenger RNA of Menidia menidia (Atlantic silverside), 2620 nucleotides long. The record is from the annotation of a GenBank genome assembly. Lineage: Eukaryota; Metazoa; Chordata; Actinopteri; Atheriniformes; Atherinopsidae.
AGAGAGUGUGUAACCGCAGAGAGAUCGAGCUCACUGUUGUGCAGAGGCAAUGGAAAACAAGAGAUAACACAUCGUAUAUUUCCGCCUCUUUUUCUUUUUUUCUUUUCUUUUGCUGUGGAAAAUUAAGCUGUGGACAGCUGAGGCAUUUAAAAAAAAAAGGUAAUAAAGCUGGAGAUGGUGAUGAAAGACGGGUGACAUCGAGAGUGAAAACAGCAAAGGGUCAUGGGAUGUGGCAUGGGAAAAUCCAAGCUGCAGCAGGAGAAAUGUGACAAAGUCAGCAUCUCCCAGUGCCCAGCAAUGCGAGCAGCACUAUUGAUCCAGCGGUGGUACCGUCAGUAUGUCGCUCGGCUGGAGAUGAGACGAAGGUGCACCUGGAACAUCUUCCAGUCUAUUGAAUAUGCAGGAGAGCAGGAUCAGAUAAAGCUCUACAGUUUCUUUGGCUUUUUGAUGGACCACUUCACCCCAGCCAGCAGUGAAAGAAACCUAAUAUCUCACAUCUUCCAUGAAAAUGAGAUCUGCCGAGAAACCGAAUGGGAGAAAUAUUUCUGCUACAAGGGCAUCGAGGUACCUGACAGCUACACCGGACCCCAUCUAACCUUCCCCAUGACUUUCUGUGGGGUGUCAAAACUGGUGGAGGCUUUUAAGCAAAAACAACAGCUCCACGCACGAUACGUUCUGCAGAUCCUCGGGGAAACAUGGAGGCUGCUAAGAGUUCUGCCAAACAUAAAUUAUGUCUCUGUCAGCCUUCCCCAAGAGAUCACAAUCUGUGGAGACUUGCACGGGCAGCUUGAGGAUCUGCUUUUGAUAUUUUAUAAGAAUGGUUUACCGUCGUCCGAGAAACCGUUUGUCUUUAACGGAGACUUUGUGGAUCGGGGUAAGAGCUCUUUAGAGAUUCUGCUCAUCCUGUUUGGAUUCCUGCUGGUUUACCCCAAUGAUGUGCAUCUGAACAGAGGGAACCAUGAGGACCACAUUGUCAACCUGAGAUAUGGCUUCACUAAAGAAGUGAUGGGGAAGUACAGGGUGCAUGGCAAGAAGAUACUGAAGCUUCUCCAGAAGAUCUUCAGCUGGUUGCCGGUUGCCACGGUGAUCAACCACAAGGUGCUAGUCGUGCACGGAGGCAUCUCUAACUCGACAGACCUCAAUAUAGUCGCCAAAGUGGACAGACACAGAUACGUUUCCGUCUUGAGGCCUCCUAAGAUGGUCCGUCAGGUUGUGGAUGACAGCAAGACAAUGAGCGGCCGGAACGGGGACUCCGGCAGACCAGCAGAGGGUCGCAGACGGGUGCGGUCUCUGACCGACCACAGGUCCGGUUUGGCUCAGCGGAGCGCCCCCCCGAGGCGCUCGCUCCACGACCUGCCGGUCAGCGGCCCGCUGAACCACUCCGUGGAGGACGAGCUCAGGAAGAGGCGCCGACUGGCCGGUUUCAACCAGUCCUACAGAGACACGAAGCCAUCGGACUCCGACUCGGACCCAGAGUUUGGGGAAGUGACGGAAAAAGACGGCCAUGAAUGGAAACAGAUAGUGGACCUGCUGUGGAGUGACCCAAUGCCCCAAAACGGCUGCGUUCCCAACAAGGUGCGAGGCGGGGGCUGCUACUGGGGGCCAGACGUCACCGAGGAGGUUUUGGGACGCCACAACCUCCAGCUCCUCAUCCGCUCGCACGAGUGCAAGCAGGACGGCUACGAGUUCUGCCACAACCACAGGGUGCUGACGAUAUUUUCGGCCUCCAACUAUUACGAAGUGGGGAGCAACAGAGGAGCUUACAUCAGGAUGGGCUCUGAUCUGGUCCCGCAUUUUAUUCAGUACCAGGCCAGCAGGACCUGCCGGGAACUCACCCUGAGACAAAGUGUCGGGUGGACGGAGAGAUCGGCCCUGAGGGCCCUUAGGGAGCAGCUGUUUGUCCACAAGUCGGACCUCAUCAGUGCCUUCCAGAUGUUUGACACCAACAACACAGGGCUGAUUUCUCUCAGGAACUGGGCCACGGCCACGGAGAGCGUGCUGAAGCUGGGUCUGCCUUGGAGGGUUCUGCGCGGUCAGCUGGUCAGCAGGACCCAGCAGGGCAUGGUGGACUAUCAGCAGUGGAUACGGGAGCUCUCCAUCACGGAGCCCAAACUGGAGGUGUCAGACACAAGUAUCCUGGAGACAAUGUACAAAAACCACUCCAACCUGGAAACCAUCUUCCGUAUAAUCGAUACGGACCACUCAGGUCUGAUCUCGUUUGAGGAGUUCCGUCAGACCUGGAAGCUCCUGAGCUCCCACCUGAAGAUGGAGAUCAGCGACAAAGCCAUCGCGGAUUUGGCCCAGAGCAUCGACUUCAACAAGGACGGCAGCAUCGACAUCAACGAGUUCAUGGAGGCCUUCCGGUUGGUGGACCUGUCGGCGCACACCUGGCAGCCUGAGAGCGGCUCCGUGGAGGUCCCGGUUUAGACCUGGAGACGUGUCCCCCAAAGACUGACCGCUUAGAAACACGUGACCAAACGCAUAGGCUGCCGGCACCUCGUUUAUUCAGGAGUAACAUAGGUAUUUUCUACCUCUUCCUAGCUUUUCUACCACCUUUAUUUUUUUGUAUUUCAAAGGUUGUCUGUAAAUUGAUGACUGUAGAUUUAGAGGGUGAAUAAAA